Molecule: messenger RNA, 1214 nt
Organism: Monomorium pharaonis (pharaoh ant)
Lineage: Eukaryota; Metazoa; Arthropoda; Insecta; Hymenoptera; Formicidae
Gene: FRG1
Product: protein FRG1 homolog
Exons: 5
Coding region: 248-1024 (258 amino acids)
Cellular component (GO): nucleolus; catalytic step 2 spliceosome; striated muscle dense body
Molecular function (GO): actin filament binding
Source: RefSeq, a predicted model, not a curated record
ACUCCUACUCCAUUACUCUUGCUGACAUUGUAGACCGAGCAUUACGCCCAUGCUUACUCCAGCUAUUGUAGACCAGGCCUUAUCUGUCACUCCUGUCAAGCGUCAGGUGCGUCAGCCAUAACAGUUCUAUGCAAGGAAAACAUUCUUGUUGAUGUUCCGUAGCGUCCUGUAUGAAAUACGAGUUAUAAUAUUUUAUCUUAUUUGUACGAUUUUGAUAUCACAGUGAAAGUUUAAAAAGCAUUAAAAUAUGUCGGAAUAUGAAAAAGUGCGGACGGGAAAGUUAAUAUUGAAAGGCGAAAAAUCAAGACCGAAGAAACGAAAAUCCAAGAAACAAGAAAAAGAACUGGAUGUCACUGUCGAGGAUAAGGAUAUUCUUACUCAUGGAGGGUGGUGGAAAGUUAAAAAUGUGAUUGAAAUCACUGGAACAGUUGCCAUUGAAUUUGGGAAUCGAACUUACAUGAAAGCACUUGACAAUGGAUUGUUCACCCUUGGAGUACCGCAUGCUGAGGGAGACAGCCCAUCGCCAGAAGAAAUAUUAACGGCGUUUCCCAUAAGCGAGACUAAGGUUGCUUUGAAAUCGGGAUAUGGCAAAUAUCUUGGGGUUGAUAAAAAUGGUAUUGUUAUUGGACGAAGCGAUGCAGUUGGGCCUAUUGAACAGUGGGAACCAAUUUUUCAAGAUGGCAAGCUUGCAAUAUUAAAUAACACCGGAUGUUUUAUGUCAGUUACAAGUGAUGAUGAUAUAGUUUGCCAGAGUAGGACAGCUGGUCCAUCAGAAUUUAUUAUUAUAAGAAGUAUAACACAACGUUCUAAAAAUCCUGAUAAGGAUAUUCCAAAAGAAGAGCAAGGAUCACUUGCGGAAGUUGAAGUAAAUUAUGUGCGAAAGUUUCAAAAGUUUCAAGACAAGAAGUUAAGAAUAAAUAAGUCCGAUCGUUCAGAAUUGGAAAAGGCAAAAGUGGAAGGAAAUUUGCAUGAAACUCUGUUAGAUAGGAGAAGUAAAAUGAAAGCUGAUCGUUAUUGUAAAUAAAUUCAGUAUUGUUGGUAAAUGUACUGUAAAUAAAUUGUGAAAUUUAUUUUUAUUUGCAAUAGUAAUUGUCUGAUGUAAUAUUAAUACCAAUUGUGUGUACCAAUGGUAACGAACAACAUCUAUUUAAGCAUUUUAUAAGUUUUUUAAUAUAACAAAAAAAUUAUUAUUUACAGCAAUGAAUAAAUUAAUG